AAUAUGAAGUCACCCAAAAUCAACAGGAAGCCAGCUGUAAAUGCUCCAAAAUAAACUGAACGCCACUCAAAAUUAUAGGAAGUGACUCGUAAAUGCCCCAAAAUUGCGACUGAACGCACGUCCCAAUCAAAACGGAUUGAACGCCUAGCGCCGCCAAUGGCAGCUAACAGGUUAAUGAAGAAGAAUGAUUUUUUUUUUUUUAAACUUUAUUUGUUCUCGGUCAAAAAAUAGACUCGUGAGGUUGUUGGCCGAGUGCCGGAGUUGUGCCGUUCGUCGCCCGCCAGUUCUCCUCCGUGUUUUCAUUGGCGCGCGCAUUCGUGUGCUAAACGCGCACGUUGCGCACAGUGAAAAGAACAACAGGGGGGAAAAAGAUAAAGAAUGCGCUGAAAUGAAAAACUGGUUUGCUAGCUUCAAGUAGGGUUGUAAGAAAGCUUUGUAGCCCAAACGUUUAUCGAUAUUUUCCCGCCAAGAAUCGGUAUAUCGUUUUAAAAAGGUGUCACUGUUUAAAACAAAGAAAAGGAAACAACAGGUUGCUAGCAAAAUCUUCCAUUAGUAUAGUGUGAACAUUAGCUCAAUGGCGCACUGAAACCAGAGCAUUCACAGCAUCACAGUCUUUUUUGGGCAUUUACAGGUCACUUCCUGUUCAUUUUAGGGCAUUUACAGGUAAUUUCCUGUUUUAUAGGUGUUAGAUUUGAAGCUAGGUUCAUGUACAUCUAGCUUGGCUAAAAAGAACACGCAAGAAGUCAAUGUAGCUUUUGUGGAGGUUGCUAGCUACUCCGCAGUUGCAGUUAGAGCAACCUUCUUUAUUCAGGGGCAAACAAUAGGAUGGGAGGGGCAGGAAAAAAACAUAGAACACAGAAUAGAAUACAUAGAGUACAAGACCCAGGACAAAUGAAAGGCUGACUAGACAGAAGUUAUCCUAUUUUGUGACUCACUAUAAUACAGAAAGCAUAAAUGUUAACUGUAUGCAUAACAAUUCUAAGAAUGGUUUGGGGCAUUUCUGGGUCACUUUCUUUUGAUUUUGAGUAACUUCCUGUAGAUUUUGGAUCAUUUCUUGUUGGUUAUAGGGCAUUUUAGGUCACUUCCUGUUUAUUUGUAACUUCCUGUUGGUUUUGGAACAUAUCAUUUUGGAUGAUUUCUUGUUCAUUUUAGGGUAUUUCUAGGUUACUUGCUGUUGGUUUAGGGGCAUUUUUGGACCACUUCCUGUUGAUUUCGGGUCACUUCCUGUAGAUUUUGGAUCAUUUCUUGUUGGUUAUGGGACAUUUCUAGGUCACUUCCUGAUUAUUGGGCACAUCCUGUUGGUUUUAGGGCAUUUCGGGUCAAUUCCUUUUCAUUUUAAGUUACUUCCUGUAGAUUUUGGAUCAUUUAUUGUUGGUUACAGGGCAUUUGUAGGUCACAUCCUGUUGGUUUUGGGGCAUUUGUGGUUCACUUUCUUUUGAGUUUGGGUCACUUACUGUACAUUUUGGAUCAUUUCUUGUUGAUUUUAGGGCAUAUCUCAGUCACUUCCUGUUUAUUAGUAACUUUCUGUUGGUUUUGUGGCAUUUCUGGGUCACUUCCUGGAGAUUUUUGAUCAUUUCUUGUUGAUUUCAGGGCAGUUCGAAGUCACUUCCUGUUGGAUUUGGGGCAUUUCUGAGUCACUUUCUUUUGAUUUUGGGUCACUUACUGUCCAUUUUGGAUCAUUUCUUGUUGAUUUUAGGGCAUUUCUUGGUCACUUCCUGUUAGUUUAAGGGCGUUCCUGGACCACUUCCUGUUGGUUUAGGGGCAUUCUAUGUCAUUUCCUGUUGAUUUUGGGUCACUCUCGAUAGGUUUUGGAUCACUUCUUGUUGGUUAUGGGGCAUUUCUAGGUCACUUCCUGUUUAUUGGUCAUUUCCUGUUGGUUUUGGGGCAUUUCUGAGUCACUUCCUUUUGAUUUUGGGUCACUCCUUGGAGAUUUUUGAGAAUUUUGUGUUGAUUUUAGAGCAUUUCUAGGUCACUUCCUGUUUAUUGGUCACUUCUGUUGGUUUAAGGGUAUUCCUGGGCCACUUCCUGUUGGUUUAGGGGGAUUUCUAUGUCAUUUUCUGCUGAUUUUGGGUCACUCUCUAUGGGCUUUGGAUCACUUCUUGUUGGUUAUGGGGCAUUUCUAGGUCACUUCCUGUUUAUUGGCCAUUUCCUGUUGGUUUUGGGGCAUUUCUGAGCUACUUCUUGUUGAUUUGGGGUCACUUACUCUAGAUUUUGGAUCAUUUCUUGUUGCUUAUAAAACAUUUCUAGGUCAUUCCUGUUUGUCACAUCCUGGUGGUUUUGGGGCAUUUCUGGGUUACUUCCUUUUAAUUUGGGUCACUUCCAUUGUGGAUCAUUUAUUGUUGAUUUUAGGGCAUUUCUAGGUUACUUCCUGUUCAUUGGUCACUACCUGUUGGUUUAAGGGCAUUUCUGAGCCACUUCCUGUUGGUUUCAGGUCAUGCACUGUAGAUUUUGGAUAAUUUCUUUUUUAUUUUAGGGCAUUUCUAGAUCACUUCCUCUUCAUUGGUCACUACCUAUUGGUUUCGGGGCAUUUCUGGGUUACUUUCCAUGGAUAUGUGGUUUAUUGUGUGAUUUUGAGUCACUUUAUAUUCAUUUUGGAUAAUUUCUUGUUGAAUUUAUGGCAUGUGUAAGUCGCUUCCUGUUAGUUUUGUGGCACUUCUGGGUCACUUUCUUUUGAUUUUGGGUCACUUCCUAUGCAUUGUUGAUCAGUUCUUGUUGAUUUUAGGGCAUUUCUAGGUUACUUCCUGUUUAUUGGUCACUUUCUGUUGGUUUAGGGGCAUUUCUGGGCCACUUCCUCUUGAUUUCAGGUAGAGAUAGACCUAUCGAUUUUAAAUGGAUGUCAUUGAGCAAUCAAGCAGAUAGACCGAUUAUCGGCCGGGCCAAUUACCAGCGCCGAUAUUUGGAAAUUUGACGUAUGUCGGUAUCGGCCUUUCUUUUAAUCCAACUAGCCUGUUCUUGAGCUAUUAUUUUUUAUUUGUGUGAUUCAAUAAAUAUGUUUUAGGCCAGGAGUCCGGUCCUCGAGAACCCCAAUCCAGCUUGUUUUCCAUGUCUCCCUCCUCGAACACACCUGAAUCAAAUAAUCAGGAUUGAGGAAAUUUAUUUUUUUUAUUUUCAGGAAAUGCAGCUGUUGUUUUAUUUUUUAAGUAAAUUUAAAAAUACAUAAACAUUAUCAUUAACUAGAAACUGCAAUUUCGGGAGAAAUUACUUCUGGUCUUUGCCAUGUGGAGAUACAGAUCUUAGCCCCAGCCUAGGUUGGUUUGAGGACAAUUCGGGGACAAUAUUAGGUCACUUCCUGUCUAUUUGGGGACAUUUAUGGGGCCUGGGAUAAUGAUAUCAGGUCAUUUGGGAGGCGUGGCCUAUUCGUAUCAGGUCAUUUGGGAGCAUUUGGGGGCGGGGCCUAGUCAUAUCAGGUCAUUUGGGAACAUUUAGGGUUAAUAAUAAUAAUACAAAACAGUUAUAAUUGGGAAAAUCCAGUCUACAUGGACUUUUAUAAUUAAGAGUUUUAAAACAUAGGCAGAGAUUAAAAACAUGAAAAGUGGUGGUUGCAGUACCAACUCCCUCCACGCGAGAGCGGUAAAUCCAGCUCGAGGCACCACACAACCGCGGAAGUUAUGUUGUUUGUGUCUAAACUAGCUUCCUGUUCCUGACUUUUGCUUGUACUAUUUACAAAUUGACCUACGCAUAUAUUCUGUCGUUAUUUUAGCCAACUGUUAAUUUUGUCACAUUUUAAACGCACGUUUCCUCCUUUAGUUAGCAUUUUUUUGCGGCGGCCUACACUGUGGGGGGCUCCACUGCAACGAGUCAGCUACUAAUGCUAAUGCUAACGUGAGCCGAGUGAUGGCCGUCGACGCACUUUUCUUUUUGCAUAAUUUUUGACAAAUUCCGAGUCGCUUCGCCAUGACCAGCGAGGAAGCCAAAAGCGUCACGGCGGUCAACGACGACGACGCCGUUUCCGCGACUCCGUCCGAGUCCAACGAGCAUGACUACGCCGAUACUGACUCCGCCGUCGCAGGAGCUGAGCUUCCACCGUGCACCGGGCAAGAAGACGAGGAGGAGGAGGAAGACACACCUGGAAAAGCGGCCGUGCGGCGAAACCGUCGGCCGGCUAAAGUCUUGGAGGAAAAUAAGUGUUGCUGCUGCAAUGGCCCGUUCGAGCGUCAGGGCCGCGGCUUCUGCCGCCGGGCCGUGUUCACCUUCACCACCCCGGAGACGGUCCAGUGGGUCUUCCCGUCGGCCGGCGCCGUCGACAAAAAGUCCUUUGUGUGCGAGACGUGCGCGCAGGUCGUCCGCAGCAAAUGCUGCCGCAAGAGCAGCGGCAAACGGACGGUGUGGCUCCGACCGGCCCGCGGCGGCAAGAAAGGCGAGCGAGGGGGCAAAAAAAGCCGGGCGGCGCUGCUGGUGUCCAAGUCGUGCUACCGUGCCGCUUUCCGCAUGUUGUGGUCGGCCAAGGGCGCCCGCAAGCCCAUGAUGGACUUUUUGAGUCGCGAGCUGCGCGAGGAGAUGAAGGCGCUGUCGCGCCAUGCUGACAGCCCCUUUCACCAGAAAGUGUCCAGCAAGAAGCUGCUCUCCUUAUUCCCGUGGGCGCAGUGUCUGACGUGGGCGCAGGAGCACGCACCGCUGGUCACCACCUGCCUGCGAUCGCUCUUCCCCACCGUCAACGCUCUGGUCAGGAGCAGGAAUCAUAUGUCGGCGUCAGAGGCGGAGCUCCAGGUGCUCCGGCGCAGCGUGCUGACGCUGGCUGUGCCGCUCUUCACCAGGAAUAUCUGGACCAACAACUUCCUGCAGGCCGCGCUGGGGGCCAAACUGCGGCUCCAGGGCUGCUCGGGUCCCGCCCUGGACACCCUCAAUAGCCUGGGCCUCUGCCAAAACAAGGACACCGUGCGUCUGCGCCUCAACCGCCUGCGACACCCGCACGACCAGACGAACGGAGACGAGACACGAGAUCAAAUGGCCGACGUGGAAGAAGACGAUGUGGAGGAGGAUGAUGAGGAAGAGCAGGAGGAGGGGGAGGAGGAGGAGGAAGAAGAAGAGGAGGAAGAAGAUGAUCAGGAGACGAAAAAGAGGAGGAGGGGGAAGAAGAGGACACGGGACGAGGAGGAGGAGGAGGAUGAAGAGGAGAGGAAGAGGAAGGUGGUGGUGGUGCGUCUGGGCCUGCUGAAAGGACACUCGGAGGUGGGACGAGCCGAUUUGUCCGCCCCUUAAACUGCCGCAAAGCAGCCUGGGAAAUGGAGACGUCCCAUCAGACCCACAUUUACUAUAUUGAGAUAUUAAUUUCCACUGAGGACGUCACUCACAGCCCUUCCGUAUGGUAACGCCUGCUGCUGACGGAUUGUACCAACUCAAAGGGGUGUCCCAACAACUAGCACAAAGGAACGGAACCCUUGCAGCACAAACAAUUGAUACCAUUGUUAGCCAUUUUGAAUCAAAAUGGUGGGCCGGUUGACCUCAAAUUGGAAAUAUAUAUUAAAACAAAACUUUUUACAGCACAAACGUAGCAAAAAAAACGAUUGACAUUUUUCUAUAAAUUUGUGACUGCUGCGGGGCCAACUUCACAGAGGGGAAAUAGAGGCUUGUUGACAUUUCAAAAACAAAACAAAGAUGUCCGUUCAAACUGUAAAUAUCAACACAAAUAAUACUAAUAAUAAAAAGAAUUGCAAGGUAAUAUUUUUAUUUUUGGGGGGGUGUGUGGGGGGGCAUAAAGGAACAUUUUUUAAAAAUUAAAAACGACCAUGUAUAGCAAGGCUUUUUUUCCCCUUAAAAAAACGACCAUGGAUAAUACAGCCUUUUUUAAAAUUUUCAAAACAACCAUGUUUCAUAAAGCUUUCUUCUAAAAACGACCAUGUAUAGUAAGGCUUUUUAGUCAAAAAAAAAAAAAAAAAAGACCUUGUAUAGUAAGGCUUUUUUUCCUUCUAAAAACCAUGUUCAGUAAGGCUUUUUUUGUCAAAAAGACCAUGUAUAGUAAGGCUUUUUUUUUGUCAAAAAAACCUUGUAAGGCUUUUUUCCUUCUAAAAACAAGGCUUUUUUGUUAAAAAAAAAAAAAAACAAUACUAAGGCUUUUUUCCUUCUAAAACAACCAUGCAUAGUAAGGCUUUUAGCUCUUAAAAAAUAAUCAUCUAUAGUAAGGCUUUUUGUUAAAAGAUCAUGUAUAGUAAGGCUUUUUUUGUCGAAAAAAAAGACCACGUAUAGUCAGGCUUUUUUUCCUCCUAAAAACAUCUAUGUAUAUAGUAAGGCUUUUUAGCUCUUAAAAAUGAUCAUGUAAGGUGAGGCUUUGUGUCAAAAAAAAAAAAAAAAAAUAGUAAGGCUUUUUUUUUUUUUUUUUUUUUUUUUUUUGGUCAAAAAAAAAAAAAAAAACCCAGACCACGUGUAGACCACGUGUAGUAAGGCUUUUUUCCUCCUAAAACAUCUAUUUAUAGUAAGGCUUUUUAACUCUUAAAAAUCAUGUAACGUGAGGCUUUUUGUCAAACCCCAAAACAAAACAUGUAUAGUAAGGCUUUUUUUCUUGACUAAAUGACCAUGUAUAUUGUAUAGUAAGGUUUUUUUCUUCUAAGUACGCCCAUGUAUAGUAAGGCCUUUUUAUCAAAAAAAACAAACAAAAAAAGACCAUGUAUAGUAAGGUGUUUUUCUUCUAAAAACGACCAUGUAUAGCAAGGCUUUUUUUUACAUUAAAAAAAAAGACCAUGUACAGUAAGACUUUUUUUCAUCUAAAAACGACCAUGUAUAGUAAGGCUUUUUUGUCCCCCAAAAAAACCAACCAUGUAUAGUAAGGUGUUUUUCUUCUAAAAACGACCAUGUAUAGUAUGGCUUUUUUUAUAUAUAUAAAAAAAAUGACCAUGUACAGUAAGGCUUUUUGUCAAAAAGAAGACCGUGUAUAGUAAAGCUUUUUAGCUCUUAAAAAUGAUCAUGUAAAGUGAGGCUUUUUGUCCCCCCCCCCAAAAAAGACCACGUGUAGUAAGGCUUUUUUUCCUCCUCAAAACAUCUAUGUAUAGUAAGGCUUUUUAACUCUUAAAAAUCAUGUAAAGUGAGGCUUUUUGUCAAAAAUAAAAGACCAUGGAGAGUAAGGCUUUUUUCUUCUAAAAACGACCAUGUAUAGUAAGGCUUUUUUGUCAAAAAAACCCCAAAACAAAACAUGUAUAGUAAGGCUUUUUUUGUAUUUAAAAAAAUGACCAUGCACAGUAAGACUUUUCUUCUAAAAACGACCAUGUAAAGUAAGGCUUUUUUUGUAUUUAAAAAAAUGACCAUGUACAGUAAGACUUUUCUUCUCAAAACGACCACGUAUAGUAAGGCUUUUUUGUCAAAAAACCCCAAAACAUGUAUAGUAAGGCUUUUUUUCUUAACUAAAUGACCAUGUAUAUUGUAUAGUAAGGUUUUUUUCUUCUAAAAAAAACCAUGUAUAGUAAGGCUUUUUUGUAUUAAAAAAAUGACCAUGUACAGUAAAACUUCUAAAAACAACCAUGUGGAGUAAGGCUUUUUUGUCAAAAAAAAAACCCAAAACAAAACAUGUAUAGUAAGGCUUUUUUUCUUAACUAAAUGACCAUGUAUAUUGUAUAGUAAGGUUUUUUUCUUCUAAAAACGACCAUGUAUAGUAAGGCUUUUUUUGUAAAAAAAAAGACCAUGUGUAGUAAGGUGUUUUUCUUCAAAAAACGACCAUGUAUAGUAAGGCUUUUUUGUCCAAAAAAAAAAAAAAAAAAAACAUGUAUAGUAAGGCUUUUUAACUAAAUGACCAGUGUAUAUUGUAUAGUAAGGUUUUUUUCUUCUAAAAACGACCAUGUAUAGUCAGGCUUUUUUUGUCAAAAAAAAAAAAAAAAACGACCAUGUAUAGUAAGGUGUUUUUCUUCUAAAAACGACCAUAUAUAGUAAAGCUUUUUUGUCAAAAACCCCUAAAACAAAACAUGUAUAGUAAGGCUGUUUUUCUUAACUAAAUGACCAUGUAUAUUGUAUAGUAAGGUUUUUUUCUUCUAAAAACAACCAUGUAUAGUAAGGCUUUUUUGUAUUAAAAAAAAUGACCAUGUACAGUAAGACUUCUAAAAACAACCAUGUGGAGUAAGGCUUAUUUGUCAAAAAACCCCAAAACAAAACAUGUAUAGUAAGGCUUUUUUUCUUAACUAAAUGACCAUGUAAAUUGUAUAGUAAGGUUUUUUCCUUCUAAAAACGACCAUGUAUAGUAAGGCUUUUUUGUAUUGAAAAAAUGACCAUGUACAGUAAGAAUUCUAAAAACAACCAUGUAUAGUAAGGCUUUUUAGCUCUUAAAAAUGAUCAUGUAAAGUUAGGCUUUUUGUCAAAAAAAAUAAAAGACCAAGUAUAGAGUCUACCCACGCACCACGUGUUCGCUGUAGGGUUCCGCCCACUUGUCCGUCAUUUUGACUCUGUAUUUGCAUUGAUUUCAAUUGAUGGCGCAAUUUAAAAUGCAUUUCAUGGAAGACCCGGUGCUUUCUGAUGCCGCAAACUCACUGGAUCUGUUGCAUAAAAGGCGUUAUGAGGAAAAGCUUCGUUCUAUACAGUCGCCAGAUCCAUAUUUGAUGCCCAAAUCGAUGUUUUUCGACCCACUGUCUUCGCCCUGUCUGCCUGACAUCUCCUACGCUGAUAUUUAAAAUGAUCUUGUCCACACAAAAUCAGCCUAUUCUCACGAAAAACUUCAAGAGCUUGGACGCUUAUGAAUACUUCGUUGCUGGUUGGGUGAAACAGGUCCUCGUUUGGCAGGAAUCUAUCUUGUGCUUGGAAAGGUGAGUUACGAAAUUUUCAAUUCGAAUUCUUUUGUUAUUGCUAACAUCCACUGUCAAGUCUAAUGUAUUUCAUGUCGUUUGUCAAUGGAGUUAAGGCUUUUAAUGUUUAUAUGGUUUAGCGAUAGCACGCACUACAUACAUACGUGUAUGUUGUCGGCGAUUAGCCUAGCAAUGAUCUUAAUUGUGGUUAUUUGUCAGCCCCGUAGACGAGGCCAGUUUCCCUCACUUGGUACCAGCUAAAUAUUAUUCAAAAAAUAUCGAUGGUGGAAGAAAGGGAAGUCACAAACAUCUUGAAUUUGAAACUAUGUCGUACUACGUCGUAUGUUGUCGGCGAUUAGCCUAGCAAUGAUCUUAAUUGUGGUUAUUUGUCAGCCCCGUAGACGAGGCCAGUUUCUUUUACUUGGUACCAGCUAAAUAUUAUUCAAAAAAUAACGAUGGUGGAAGAUAGGGAAGUCACAAACAUCUUGAAUUUGAAACUAUGUCGUACUACGUCGUAUGUUGUCGGCGAUUAGCCUAGCAAUGAUCUUAAUUGUGGUUGUCAGGCCAAAACCCUCUAAAUAUAUAUUAAAUGCAUCUUACCGGAUAUAAAAUGACUACUACAUAGUCUGUGGUGAUUUUUUGGUGUCCAAUUUUCACGUCGAAUUGCAGCCGUCCAUUUCGCUCUUCUAUUUGGAUCCCUCGGAAUACGGUAAAAUUUCAAGUCUCUCCUUCCAUCUUCUCUGUUAGUGCAACCAACAGCCACACACGCCUUCACCAUUUUGAUUAUUAAUGUUAAGGAGCAGAAAAACACGCCGUAAAUAGGAGAAAUGUACGUAGCCGUAAUAGGUUAACACUAUGUUUUGACGGACAAGUGGGCGGAACCCUACGCGAACACGUGGUACGUGGGUAGACUCUAUAGUAAGGCUUUUUUCUUCAAAAAAUGACCGUGUAUAGUAAGGCUUUUUUGUCAAAACCCCCCAAAAUAAAACAUGUACAGUAAGGCUUUUUUCUUAACUGAAUGACCAUGUAUAUUGUAUAGUAAGGUUUUUUUCUUCUAAAAACGACCAUGUAUAGUAAGGCUUUUUUGUCAAAAAAAAAAUACUAUGUAUAGUAAGGCUUAUUAGGUCUUGAAAAGCGACCAUGUAGUGAAAAGCUUUUUUCCUUUUCAAAACGAUCAUGUGUAGUAAAGCUUUCUUCUAAAAACGACCAUGUAUAGCAAGGCCCCCAAAAAAACGACCAUAUAUGGUAAGGUGUUUUUCUUCUAAAAACGACCAUGUAUAGUAAGGCUUUCAGCUCCUAAAAAAUGAUCAUGUAUAGUAAGGCUUUUUGCCCAAAAAAAUCAUGUAUCAUAAGGCUUUUUUUUUUGGUCCAAAAAAAAAAAAAAAAAAAAAUUCCACGUAUAGUAAGGCAUUUUUUCCUUCUAAAAACAACCAUGCAUAGUAAGGCUUUUAGCUCCUAAAAAUGAUCAUGUAUAGUAGGAGUGGGAACCUCAGGGCACCUCACGAUACGAUACGAUUCGCGAUACAAGGCUCACGAUAACGAUUAUCUCACGAUAUCACGAUGCAGCGAUUUUCGAUAUAUUGGUCAGAAAUUGGAUACAUGACAUUCUACGAUACAACUGUUGAAACGGGGGAAAAAAAAGAUAUUUAAAAAUAGAAAAAAAUACUGUUUAAGUCAUUUAUUAAACAGUGACACCUUUUCUGUGCAACAUUGCUGUAAAAUAUAAAUCUACUGCAAAUUGUGCACCUGCACAUAUAGAGGAAACAAACCACAACCACUGAUAUCGCUUGGAAAGAUCAGGAUGAAUGGCACCCUUAAUUUCUUUAAAGUUUUAAAUCUUUAAAAAUAAAUAAAUAAAUAAAAAGUGCCAUAGGUGUCAGCAGUUGAGCUUGGAGUGGGGCAAUGAUAAAAUUGGUGGGUCUUUUCUUCGUAUAUGACCUUAUUUGCUUGGUUUGAGCACUUCCACUAUCUGCUUCAGCAUUUAAGAUGCCAGACUUGCUCAGUCACAGUCUUCCUCACCUUAAAAACAACAAAAUAAAACAAAAAAUAUUAGCUACUUCAUAGCUUUUGAGUUAAAAUCCUAAUUUUCUUUUUUUGUGUUGGAAGUAUCGAAUUAAAAAAAAAUAUGAAUUGAAUGUAUAGAAAUUAAAAAUGCAAUAAUUACCUAUUUUUAAUAUGUAAGCAACAUUAAUUAUCAUGCACAUCACUUUAUAUAUCUUGGAACCUAUUCAAACCAUUUUUUAGCUUAUUGUAUCAAAAUGACAGUAAUAACAGUUUGUGUAGUAAACUAGAUGGAAAGUGGUUCUCAAAUAAUAUCAAAUAAAUCGGUAAAUUCAUGUGGGCUUGUUCGAUAUUCAUUUUCAUCCAGUUUAGGGUCCUGGUUUAUUUUAUAUCAUUCAACACCAAAUGUCAUCAAAAUAAUACAUGUAAAUUAAAAAGUCAAUUACAUUGCAAAACUUUCUUACCUCAAGUGAUGAAAGCUAAGCUCACAAACUCCUGUGUCCACUACGUCACCAGCUACAAGUGAAACUUAUUUUUCUAAGACAAUUCUUGCAUACAGCAAAGUCCUUGUUCACCUUACUUCCUUUCUUGUUGGUGUAAAAUCUAAAGUGUGUCCCCAUGUGUGAUUUGUAGCAAUAUUUUGCUCAUUUUUUCCUCCACCGUUCUCACGGAGCUUUUUUAUUUUUUCAACCCACUUGGAGCUACAUUUCUUCUUCUCUAGACGACUUGUGCGCACUUUACCCUCACCGCCACUCCCGAGCGCCCCUAGUGGACCGCCAAGGAAUUGCUCAACAAACAUUGAGCAGUUGACAGCAUCCAUACUCCAUUGUAUGGCCAAUAUGUUAAAUAAAAGUAUCGAUACUUGGCGGGAGCAUAUCGAUAACCGAUCGGGUUGCAAAAUAUCGCGAUAUAUCGCUGUAUCGAGAUAUUGUCACACUCUUAAUGUAUAGUAAGGCUUUUUCCUUCUAAAAACCAUGCAUAGUAAGGCUUUUAGCUCCUAAAAAUGAUCAUGUAUAGUAAGGCUUUUUGUCAAAAAAAUCAUGUAUCAAAGACCACGUAUAGUAAGGCUUUUUUCCCUCUAAAAACCAUGUAAAGCAAGGCUUUUUUGUCAAAAAACCCCAAAACAAACCAUGUAUAGUAAGGUUUUUCUUCUAAAAACGACCAUGUAUAGUAAGGCUUUUUGUCAAAAAAAAAAAACAA
Corythoichthys intestinalis (scribbled pipefish) is the source of this 11897-nucleotide messenger RNA. Its product is annotated as bromodomain adjacent to zinc finger domain protein 2B-like. Lineage: Eukaryota; Metazoa; Chordata; Actinopteri; Syngnathiformes; Syngnathidae. Bases 3895 to 5199 code for a protein of 434 amino acids. The transcript is spliced from 5 exons. The record is from RefSeq and is a predicted model, not a curated record.